AUGCACGAGAGGAGCUUUAACUCAGAGUGGGAGGAAGGAGAAGUACUCAGAGUGGGAGAAGGAGAUAAUCGAGUGGGAAAGAAGGGAGAUCAAAACAGCAUGAAGGGAUACCCUAAGGGAUUUCACAUAAGAGAGGCGUACACUUUACAGCUGAGAGAAAUACAGGCUCCAUAUAAGUCAAUGUAGGCAGCAGCAGUCCAGACAAGUUCAAUUGGAAAUCUUCAUUUCAUGUGCAUGCUUCCUUACUGCAACAAGACAUUCUGGAGAUGAGACGAUGGCGUUUGUGCGGUCAUCAUGGGAUACCCUGACUCAGAGCUCUGUUGCUUGUGUCUCUCCAUCAAUGUAUAUUAAAAGCUGCUAGAUGUUGCGUGAAAGGAUAAUUUAGUCUCCUGGCAUGAAGAACAGCAUGUAGCAGCUUCCAGAGUCUUACCUGGCACCCUAAAUGAUCUCCUAUAAUGAAGUUUCACUUGGGAAGACCCAAACAGGACAACUACUGAGCUGGAUAUAAACACAUUGCACCUGCAUGAAAUACAAAAAGUGAUGGCAUAAAGUAUGGCUCAGUUUUAUUACAGAAGAAGCAACAGUUCUCCUUUUCAAGACCGAAUUCCGCUCCGCAUUGUACGUUCGGAAUCAGAACUCUCCCCGUAUGAGAAAGCAUACCUGGUCUCAGUGGAGAAAGGCGAUUAUGCCAGUGUGAAGCAAGCACUGGAAGAAGCUGAGAUUUAUUUUAAAAUCAAUAUUAAUUGCAUCGACCCUUUGGGAAGAACAGCUUUACUGAUUGCCAUUGAAAAUGAGAACCUUGAACUGAUUGAACUUUUGCUGAGUUUUAAUGUCUAUGUUGGAGAUGCUUUACUACAUGCUAUACGAAAAGAAGUGGUUGGAGCUGUUGAACUACUAUUAAAUCAUAAAAAGCCAAGAGGAGAAAAACAGGUUCCACCAAUUCUUCUUGAUAAGCAGUUCUCAGAAUUUACUCCAGACAUCACACCAAUAAUUUUGGCUGCUCAUACAAACAAUUAUGAAAUCAUAAAACAUCUUGUGCAAAAAGGAGUUUCCAUCCCCAGGCCACAUGAGGUCCGCUGCAAUUGUGUGGAAUGUGUCUCCGGAUCAGAUGUGGAUAGCUUGAGACACUCUCGAUCAAGGCUUAACAUCUACAGGGCUUUGGCCAGCCCUUCUUUAAUUUCACUGUCAAGUGAGGAUCCUUUCCUGACAGCAUUUCAGCUGAGUUGGGAGCUGCAGGAGUUGAGCAAAGUGGAAAAUGAGUUUAAAUCUGAGUAUGAGGAGCUGUCAAGACAAUGUAAGCAAUUUGCAAAAGACCUUCUGGAUCAGACAAGGAGUUCCAGGGAAUUAGAAAUUAUAUUGAACUACAGGGAUGAUGGUGGGCUGUUGGAAGAGCAGAAUGGUAAUGAGCUUGCCCGAUUGAAACUUGCAAUUAAAUACCAUCAAAAAGAGUUUGUCGCUCAACCUAACUGUCAGCAGCUGCUUGCAUCACGCUGGUAUGAUGAGUUUCCAGGCUGGAGGAGACGACAUUGGGCAGUAAAGAUGGCGACAUGUGUAAUAAUAGGAAUACUUUUCCCUGUCUUCUCUGUGUGUUACUUGAUAGCUCCCAAAAGCAACCUCGGACUCUUUAUUAGGAAGCCGUUCAUCAAAUUCAUCUGCCACACUGCAUCCUACUUGACUUUCCUGAUCCUCUUAUUGCGUGCUUCACAAAAUAAAGAGAACACAAACCAUCCAGGACCUGCACCAGCCAGCAUUGAGUGGUUGAUAUUACCGUGGGUUUUGGGAAUCAUAUGGGCUGAGAUCAAACAGAUGUGGGAUGGAGGACUUCAAGAUUACAUCCAUGACUGGUGGAACUUAAUGGAUUUUGUAAUGAAUUCCUUAUAUUUAGCAACUAUUUCCUUGAAAAUUGUUGCAUAUUCAAAGUACAGUGUAGAGUAUUGCCCUCGCAAUGACUGCCCUCGCAAUGACUGGAACAUGUGGCACCCAACUUUGGUAGCUGAAGCAUUGUUUGCUAUAGCCAAUAUCUUUAGCUCCUUGCGUCUAAUCUCAUUGUUCACAGCCAACUCUCACCUGGGACCUCUGCAGAUAUCGUUAGGGAGGAUGCUUCUGGACAUUUUAAAGUUUCUCUUUAUAUACUGUCUUGUACUACUGGCCUUUGCCAAUGGUUUGAAUCAACUAUACUACAAUUAUGAUACAACGCUUAGUGAAAAUAAGAAUUGCAUUGGCAUCCGAUGUGAGAAACAAAAUAAUGCCUUCUCCACAUUAUUUGAAACAUUACAGUCCUUGUUCUGGUCCAUUUUUGGGCUCAUCAAUCUUUAUGUUACAAAAGUGAAACCUGACCACAAGUUCACAGAAUUCGUUGGUGCAACCAUGUUUGGAACGUAUAAUGUAAUCUCCCUGGUCGUUCUCCUGAACAUGCUAAUAGCCAUGAUGAACAACUCCUACCAACUCAUUGCCGAUCAUGCAGACAUUGAAUGGAAGUUUGCAAGAACCAAGCUAUGGAUGAGUUACUUUGAAGAAGGAGAGACGCUUCCUACCCCUUUCAAUAUUAUUCCUAGUCCUAAAUCCCUGUGGUAUUUUUUUAAGUGGACAAGGAGACAAAUAUGUAAGAAGAACAUAAGAAAAAAACCUGAAAGUUUUGGAGUCAUAGGUAGAAGAGCUGCUGACAAUUUUAGACGGCACAAUCAAUAUCAGGAGGUUAUGAAGAAUCUUGUUAAGAGGUAUGUUGCAGCAAUGAUCAGGGACGCCAAGACAGAAGAAGGAUUAACAGAGGAAAACUUUAAGGAACUAAAGCAAGACAUUUCUAGCUUCCGUUUUGAAGUUUUGGGCUUGUUAAAAGGAAACAAGUUUAAUCUUCACAACACAAAAAUGAGCAACAGUGUAUCCGAUUUCUCAGAUACAGAUGAGAACAGUAAACCAAAAGAGAAGAAAAGUAGAACACAGAAGAAGAACAACUUCAGUUUCUUUGACAUAACCACAAUUAUUCAUCCAAAAACAGCAGAGAUAGCAGCUGAUAAGCUUAAAACUGUGAGCAACGGGUCUGCCUUGUUGGCUACAGAUACUUCUAAGGAGAAACCGAAGAAAAUACAAUUUUCCAAAGACAUAAAAACCUUUGGACUUUUCCACAGACGUUCAAAAACCAGUAACUCAGAUGAGUUAAAAAGGAGUUCUGGCAAAAUAUACUCUGUUUCUGAGGAAGUUGGGGCAGAGCCAAUAUCUGAUCCAAGCAAAAAGACUUUUGAAACUGUGAAAGACCUAAAACUGAACUGCGAGUUAGAUGUUAAUACACUGGAUGAACAAUGCGCAGUAAGCCCAGGUGCGCUGGAUACCUCAGAAUGUCUACCACUGCAGCCUUUUCUCAGUUGCCACAGUCUUCUAGAAAGUCCAACGGACACAAUGAAUCAGACUUUGAAUAAAGACGUUCCGUCAGACACUAACGACACACAGGCAGAAACUCCCACAGACGAAAACUCUCUAACAAGACUGUGAUUAUAAAUCUCGGUGUACAGGAAAUAUAUAUUUUAAGAGUGUAUUUUUGAAUGUUUAAAUAAUCCUUUACAAACAUGGGCAACUUUAACCUUUUUAGGCACGAGAAUCAUUAAUAUAAAUUUAACCAUAUAUCGGAAAAGGAAUACACUGUAUGAAUGGUAUGCUUUGUGACGAGGAUUUACAUUGCUGUGUUCUGUAUAUUAAUAGACAUUGUCCUGGCAUUCAUGUAUUUCUUUUGCAAUAACCUACAGUAUUUAAAUGCAAAACAUGAUUGACUGAUCAGUCUAUAAAUACAUUUACAUUUCUAUGUUAGACUAUGCAAAAUAAUCAUAUUGGACUCAUAUGACAAAGCAUUCAGGCCACAGGUGUUGGUAAUAUUUACUGUAUCAUUACUUUAUUGCUUGUUAGGUGGUAUUUAGAGACGCCUACUGUAAUGUUAUUAUACAUAGUGACACUCCACGUUGAAUAGGACAUGUAGCUCAGGGAAUAUAAGAAAAUACUUUCUUCUUUGUACAGGGUGUUUUAUUGUGUAUUGCACAAAACUUUAAGGACGUAAAGGGUAUAAAUCACAGCUGAAACUAAACCUCUCUUGGUUAUGGGCAUCACUUGCAUGCCAGAUCUAAGGGAGUGGGUGUCUUGUAUUACAGUAUAAGAUUCUUUUUUUGGGGGUGUUAGCAUUAUGGGGUGUUGUGGUAGACCUUCUUUACUCUAUACUGCUUAUAAGGUUGUAGAUACCACUGGGAAUAAGAUAAGUGCGCUGAUGUGGGCUGAUGCUAACAGGUUACUUUUUUUCCUAAUAAUAACAACAGAAAAAAAUGAUCUCCCUUACUUACUGUAACCCUACUUAACCAUAGGAUCUUUUCAUGCAUAGGGUAAGAUUUAUCAACCUAAAGGGAACAAAUUGUGACCAGUCACAUUCCACCUAAUAUUUUAUAGACUGUACUAGGCAAAUGAUUAGUUGCUAUGGGCAACACCUCUACUUGUCCACUUUACAAGGAUUGAUAAAUCUGCCUUAUAAUGUUUGGUUGUAUUCUAUUGAACGCACUAUAAAACUUCUGUGUCAUGGAUGAAAAAUUUAUAUGUGUGAAAGGAAUGUUAAUAUGAAAUAUUAUUAUUUUAUUACCAGUUUCUUAUCUAGCGCAGCAAAUUCCUUUGCACUUUACAAUUGGAAACAGUGAAAACAAAACAAAAUUGCAAACGACAGUUAAAAAACAAGGCUGGGUAAUAACAGACAGUCAUAGAGGUAGGAAGGCCCUGCUUGCAAGCAUACAAUCUAUAGGGAAGUAGAUACUGUAAGUAUUUCUAUCAUUCAUUAAACACUAAGCAACAUAUCAAAAUAUUACAGAUCUUUGCUUUCCUUAAAACGUGGUUUGAAGUUAAAAAAAUAUAAUUUGAUAAAUUAACCAUUUAGGAUUUAACAAUACUUGCUUUGUUUAUCAACAAUUGAUGAACAUUGUAAAAUAUCUUUUGCUUCUAACUCACUGUAACAUCCAUGCACCAAAAGCUAAUAUGACAAUAAGUGUAUGUCCUUUCAAUCUGCACACCAUCAGUUGUCAUUGAUUUUUAGCAGCAGGAAAACUAUAUAAUGUCUGCAAUACAGUGAGGCUGAAUUGCCAACAUUCAGGCUAUUGUACAGUAUAGUUGAACUUUUGUCUGUUUUAUUUGCACAAAAUCCACACUUUCCUACCAUGAGUGCAUCAGAAAUGUAUGCAUGCAGUACGCUAAAAUGCAGCUUUUGAUACAUCCUACACUCUAUAACUGAAGAUGUGAAAUGAGAGAGCAUACGCUGAGUAUAGUAACAGUAUGUUAACAAAGCUGUGUUUGAAGUACUAGUAACUGGACACACGGUUACUCCUCUCAGGGGGAGAAUUACUUAUGGCUGCUGGAUAGCCAGUUAAACAAUACACAAAUAUGAGGAGGACUACACUAACAAGUGGCUUCCGAUUGGCUGACUGCUGGCUGUCUUCUAUAGCUAAUAGGACAUAAAUUAUUAGUAUGGCCACUGAAUAAUAUAAAGUUGUGGAAAUCUUUUUGCAUUACUUAAUUUAUAUUUUUGCUGCAUUUGGACUGUUUUUGCAUCUGAUUAAAUUUAAUUUGCAUUUCUAUUUUGUAUUUUAAUUUAUAUUUAAUUACAUCUUAUAUGGCGAAUGUGACUUCCAUAUUUAUUUUACACUAUUUCUGUUGUGCAUACAGUAUGAUACUGCAUUACCAUACUGUACACUAGGGGGGUCAUUCCGAGUUGUUCGCUCGCUAGCAGAUUUUAGCAGCAUUGCACACGCUAGGCCGCCGCCCUCUGGGAGUGUAUCUUAGCUUAGCAGAAUUACGAACGAAAAAUUAGCAGAAUUGCGAAUAGAAAAUUCUUAGCAGUUUCUGAGUAGCUCGAGACUUAGUCCUAUACUGCGAUCAGCUCAGCCCGUUUUGUUUCUGGUUUGACGUCACAAACACGCCCUGCAUUCGGCCAGCCACUCCCCUGUUUCUCCAGACACUCCCGCGUUUUAUCCUGGCACGCCUGCGUUUUUCCGCACACUCCCAGAAAAUGGUCAGUUUCCGCCCAGAAACACCCACUUCCUGUCAAUCACACUCCGAUCACUUCAACGAUGGAAAUUCUUCAGUCGGACGUGAGUAAAUCUACUAAGUUUUGAGCUAAAAUACUUAGCGAAUGCGCAUUUUCGCCUUAAUUGCUCCGUUGCGAAAAUCGGCAACGAUCGAACAACUCGGAAUGACCCCCUAUAUGCGGCAAUAAGUAAUGAUACUUAACAGAUUGAUGUAUCAGUCCAUUGUUUAUAAACGAUCCCUAUUGGUACAGUAUCUGCAUUGUUGAAAAUCUGCAUUUGCUGCAUCACCAUGGAAAUUAUAUUUGUGAUGUACAAUACCGUGCAAAAGUUUUAUGCAGGUGUGGAAAAAAUGCUGCAAAGUAAGAAUUCUUUCAAAAAUUGAAGUGUUAAUAGUUUUUUUUAAUCAAUUAUCAAGAUGCAAAGGGAAUGAAUAUAAGAGAAAUCAACCACCCUUUUCCUUCAUAACAGCAUUAAUUCUUCAGCUACACUUGCACACAGUUUUUGAAGGAAUUUGGCAAGGAGGUUGUUCCAAACAAAAUGGAGAACAAGCCAAAGAGCUUCUGUGGAUGUAGGCUUGCUCAAAUCCUUCUGUCUGUUCAUGUAAUCCCAGACAGACUUGGUGAUGUUGACAUCAGGGCUCUGUGGGGGCCAUAUCAUCACUUACAGUACUCCUUGUUUUUCUUUACACUGAAGAUAGUUCUGACAUUGGCUCUAUGUUUACGGUCAAUGUCCUGCUGCAGAAUAAAUUUGGAGGCAAUCAGAUCACUCCCUGAUGGUAUUGUAUGAUGGAUCAUUACCUGCCUGUAUUUCUCAGCAUUGAGGACACCAGUAAUCCUGACCAAGGGCCUAAUUCAGAGAUAGAUGCAACCUCUCCAUUUACAUGCAGUGGCACUGGCCAUAGUACGUGUGUGUGACCCUUCACCAUGCGAUCACAUCCCAGAAGGAUAUGAUUGUAUGGUGAUUGAUAGGUGAUGGGUGUCCAGGGGCGGCAACGUGGCAUGGGGGGGGGGGGGAGGGGGACAGGCUUCACAGGCAGGGGUCGACCUCUAUACAACAUGUUUGCAAUUAAAUGCUGGGUGCCCUUGCCCUGUACUGGGUAGCCGCCCAGCAUUUGUAUAUGGUUGCAGAUUUGGCUAUGAGAGUAAAAUCUAGUGAUGAGCACCGGAAAUUUUUCGGGUUUUGUGUUUUGGUUUUGGGUUCGGUUCCGCGGCCGUGUUUUGGGUUCGAACGCGUUUUGGCAAAACCUCACCGAAUUUUUUUUGUCGGAUUCGGGUGUUUUUUUUUUAAAAACCCUAAAAAACAGCUUAAAUCAUAGAAUUUGGGGGUCAUUUUGAUCCCAAAGUAUUAUUAACCUCAAUAACCAUAAUUUCCACUCAUUUUCAGUCUAUUCUGAACAACUCACACCUCACAAUAUUAUUUUUAGUCCUAAAAUUUGCACCGAGGUCGCUGGAUGACUAAGCUCAGCGACCCAAGUGGCCGACACAAACACCUGGCCCAUCUAGGAGUGGCACUGCAGUGUCACGCAGGAUGGCCCUUC
Molecule: messenger RNA, 7578 nt
Organism: Pseudophryne corroboree (corroboree frog)
Lineage: Eukaryota; Metazoa; Chordata; Amphibia; Anura; Myobatrachidae
Gene: TRPC4
Product: transient receptor potential cation channel subfamily C member 4
Exons: 11
Coding region: 553-3486 (977 amino acids)
Biological process (GO): regulation of cytosolic calcium ion concentration; calcium ion transmembrane transport
Cellular component (GO): plasma membrane; cation channel complex
Molecular function (GO): protein binding; inositol 1,4,5 trisphosphate binding; store-operated calcium channel activity
Source: RefSeq, a predicted model, not a curated record